AUGUUGGCAAGCGAUGCAGCAGAAAUCCAUACCGAAAAGGUAUAUAAGGUCCCUGACACCAAACUUGAAGAACAUGAUUUGAUCCCUCAAUCUCAAAUGACCAUACUGACCCAUCUCAGUAAUUCACAAGACGGUGAUGAUGACGGUUCUUGGGAGGUAGCAACCGAAGCAUUGAACCAUCAUUACGAUAAUUUCGUUAUUGAUAGCAGUGAAGAAAAAUCCAAUGAAAAGGUUAGCAAUGCCUUCGACGAAACGAUUACAGAUAAGUCAGAACUGAAAGAUGUUGAUAUAAGAAAUUACUUGCAAUAUACAGCAGCGAUGGUCAUGGGUGUGCCAUUGAAAGAUUUGGAUGAUCAUUCGGUGCCUCUGGUAAAAGUUGCAAUAAACGAAUCAACAUGUUUUGCGUUCACGAAGAAGAUCAAAGAUAUUCUUCCGAUCGGUAUCGACAUUCCGACUUCCUUCAUCAAUGAUCAUCCAAAUAUUGAUUCCAUCACUAAAUUCGUAAUGGAUAUCGCAAGCGGAAAUAAGCAACCAAAAGUUAAUGAUCACGAGAAGCAGAAGCAACAAAAUCAAUUGGCCAUAGAAGACAUUGUUGAUCGAUACACUCUUUACAUUAGAGAGAGUUAUACCCGUUCACCAAUUAUUAAUCAACGACAGAUUAACAACAAUUGUGAAAAGGUCUUUUUACUAACUGGCACGACAGGCUUUCUAGGUGCACAUAUUUUGCACACUCUAAUUAGUAAAACGUCAUCCCAGAUAUAUUGUUUACUCCAUAAGAAAAAAAACAGAACUCCGAAAUCAUCUCUAAAGCGUGUCUUCUUGCGUAACGGCUUCGAUACUUCUUUGAUAGAUUCAGACAGAUUAGUUACUCUCUGCUCGAAUCUUUCAGAACCUUUCCUGGGAUUGAGUGAGAAUGAGUAUGAGAUGCUGCUACACAAGGUUACCACCAUAAUACAUGGCGCCUCCUCAGCAAAACUUGGGGCACCUUUAUCUGUAUACGAAAAUUGCUUGCUGCGUGGAACUGCAAACUUACUGCUUUUUGGCGCUCGAAAAGAAUUUCAUUUCGUGUCAAGUAUUGAUGCUUGCGUUAAUGGACCCUGGGACCGUGUUCCAGAAGGGAUAUUACCUCUGAAGGCGUUGAUCACCAAUAUGGAUGGAUUCGGACUGUCAAAAUUGGCCAUCGAGACAAUCAUUACAAACACAUAUGAUCACCUGCAGCUAGAACGUGCAACUAUAAUAAGAACUGGGCAAAUUAUUUCACAUACGGAGACCGGUGUAUGGAAUCCCAACGAGUGGGUACCCUUGCUUCUUGGAAAUGCCGGAUUAACGGGAAGAAUGCCAAUACUUGAAACGAAUCUAGAUUGGAUUCCCGUGGAUAUUGCUGCAAGAGCUCUUGUGGAUUUGAUAACAUCAGAUGCAUUGUUUCGUAUAGAA
Molecule: messenger RNA, 1434 nt
Organism: Acaulospora colombiana
Lineage: Eukaryota; Fungi; Glomeromycota; Glomeromycetes; Diversisporales; Acaulosporaceae
Source: the annotation of a GenBank genome assembly